Cladophialophora psammophila CBS 110553 is the source of this 1392-nucleotide messenger RNA. RefSeq lists its product as uncharacterized. NCBI's taxonomy places the organism in Eukaryota, Fungi, Ascomycota, Eurotiomycetes, Chaetothyriales, Herpotrichiellaceae. The coding region runs from base 1 to 1392 and encodes 463 amino acids. Gene Ontology annotation, molecular function: protein dimerization activity. The record is from RefSeq and is a predicted model, not a curated record. The transcript has a single exon.
AUGCGCUUCCGGCAGCUGUUCCACCAGCAGGACGGCUCUCCUGACUUCCUCGGGCAACAUGCAUUUCAGAGUCAGCAUCCCCAGCUUGCCAUCGUCGACCCCGACUCCAUCGAUUUCACCGGGUGGCAUGAGAUGGACUUCACCACGACUCCGCUCACUUCGUCACGGGGGAAUCUGAACGCACACCCAACCCUUGACCAAAACCAAAAAUACUCGACCGCCAUGGACAGAGAUCAGGAUCCGCUGGCGUAUCUUCGAUCUUCCAAUCACCGCCAGGGCUCGACGGGUAGCCUGAUCCCCUCUUCUUCUCAUCAACAGUCUCCCGAACCACGCAGAUCCUCAGGAGACAUUUACUCGAACAGCCAAUAUUCCUACUCUCAGCUUCUGAACAUGGAGGCAAAUCUUCCACCCAUGGAUCAGUCGAGCCUUAGCAACUCACGCGCUGAUGACGAUGCAACUAUGCUAAACAACGACAACAAUCUCACGACAACGUUAUCAGCUUCUGACUCUCUCAACACCAGCCGGUCCAUCACCAAUCUGGAUCCUAUCGCUGCUGCCAUAGCAUCCAAAGCAGACUCGACUGAGAAGCUCUGCCCUCUCAUUGCAGGCCAAGUAGACAGCUGCCAACCACAACGCUGUGGCCCCGACGCACCUUGCAUGAACUUCACCACACUCCCGCCUAUUGAGGAGUGCACAUCAGUCCCCUGCAUAACAGGGUCGACCUCGCCCAGUGAGACCAUGAUCAGCAACGACAGCAUGUCUGUCGAGCUCCAUCAGCGACCCAACAUGAGCACGAGGACAAGUACGACAGCCACCUCCCGGUCUUCAACCACCCGUCGCUCAUCAAGUUCCACCACCGCAACCAGCGAACAGCCUGACACCGUCCCCCUACCUCCGCGAAGAUCUUCUGCUACCGCCCGCCGGCAAAAUCGAGCAAGUCCAACCAUGACCACCGCGGCAUCGCUGGUGUCGGACGACGACGAUGACGAGCAGAUGACCACCAAAUCGACCGCUCCAUCCAAGGCUGACGCCAAACAACGUGCAAAGCAAGCUCAUUCACUCGUAGAACGAAAGUACCGCGAGAAUCUCAACGCCAAGAUUUCCCAGCUGCACAACACGCUACAAGCGUCUCAUUACGGGCCCAAAGUCGGCGAUGACGGCGAAGCCGAAGCGGCGAACUCGGCCAGCGGGCUCCCUCCUCCCAAAGUGCGCAAGAGCGACGUGCUGACCGAGGCGAUGAACUACGUCAACCAGACGGAAGUUGAGAUGCGCCACAUGGAAAACGAAAUCCACAGACUGACCGAAAGGGUCCGGGUAUUGGAGAAGUUGGUGCGUUGCGAGGAUUGCAGUCUGCUCAAGCAGAUGGUGAAUCUUCAGGUUCAAGCAGUCUAA